Messenger RNA from Glarea lozoyensis ATCC 20868, 900 nucleotides. RefSeq names its product WD40 repeat-like protein. Gene Ontology annotation, molecular function: structural molecule activity; protein binding. The record is from RefSeq and is a predicted model, not a curated record. Gene Ontology annotation, biological process: protein import into nucleus; positive regulation of TOR signaling; COPII-coated vesicle budding. Gene Ontology annotation, cellular component: nuclear pore outer ring; COPII vesicle coat. NCBI's taxonomy places the organism in Eukaryota, Fungi, Ascomycota, Leotiomycetes, Helotiales, Helotiaceae. The transcript is spliced from 3 exons. Bases 1 to 900 code for a protein of 299 amino acids.
AUGGCACAAGUUAUAUCAAACAGCGGCCACGAUGACAUGAUUCACGACGCAGUACUCGACUACUACGGCCGCCGCCUCGCAACCUGCUCCUCAGACCGCACCGUAAAGAUCUUCGAAGUAGAAGGGGAAACGCACCGUCUCACCGAAACCCUCAAAGGACACGAAGGCGCCGUCUGGUCCAUCUCCUGGGCGCACCCGAAAUACGGCAACAUCCUCGCCUCAGCCAGCUACGACGGUAAAGUCUUCAUCUGGCGCGAAACCGGGACGUCAUGGACGAAAAUCUUCGAUUUCGCCCUGCACACCGCAAGCGUGAAUAUCAUCUCGUGGUCGCCGCACGAAUCCGGCUGUCUCCUCGCGUGCGCGAGCAGCGAUGGGAAUGUCAGCGUGUUGGAAUUCAAGGAUAAUAGUAUGGAUCACAAGAUCUUCCAGGCGCAUGGUAUUGGAGUUAACUCUGUGAGCUGGGCUCCUAGUACGGCGCCUGGGAGUUUGGUGAGUUCGGCGGGUGGACAGGGCGGGAUGAGGAGGUUUGUCACGGGGGGGAGUGAUAAUGUGUUGAGGAUUUGGGCGUUUGAUCAGGCGUCGCAGUCGUAUAAGGCGGAGGGGGCGCCGUUGCAGGGACAUACGGAUUGGGUUCGUGAUGUGGCGUGGAGCCCGACGGUGUUGCAGAAGAGUUAUAUUGCGUCUGCGUCGCAAGACAAGACGGUGCGGAUUUGGACGAGCGAUCCGAGUAACCCUGGGGUGUGGAAUAGCAAGAUCUUGCCAUUUGAGGUGGUGCUGUGGAGGGUUAGCUGGAGUUUGAGCGGGAAUGUGCUUGCGGUUUCGGCGGGCGAUAAUCGGGUUAGUUUGUGGAAGGAGAAUUUGAAGGGGGAGUGGGAGUGUGUUAAGAAUAUCGAGGAUUAG